UCUGUUGCAUGCCAUAGAAGGAGCUCUAAAGUUGGUCCGCAAGCUCAUCCACUCUGAUCCAGAGCCAUGUGGAAGCGUAAGAUCCAGUUGUCUGGCUUCCUGAUCUCUUCCCUGGGAUGGGUGUUUGUGCUCUGCACCAUGGCCAUGGACUACUGGAGGGUGUCCCAGGUAGGCGGCACUGGAGGCUCCUUCAUCAUCAAGGUGGCCUGGUUUUGGUCCAACCUGUGGAAAGAUUGCUUCACUGACUCCUCAGGUAUCAGCAACUGCAGAGACUUCCCUGUACUCUGGUCUGUCACUGCAUAUGUCCAAGGUGUUAGAGGCUUGUUGAUGUGCGGACUCGGUUUUGGGUUCUUUGGGAUACUGUUUUGCUUUCUGGGGAUGGAGUGCACGUACCUUGGAGGAGAGGACCAAAUGAAAGAUAAAUUAUUGCUGGCAGGAUCAGUAUUUCACUUUGUUGGUGGUCUGGCAGACAUUGCUGGAUACUGCUUAUACGUAAACAGAAUCGCCAAGACAACCUUUUCUGGCAAUCAACCUAGAGGAACCUUGAUCUAUGAUCUCGGCGAACCUGUCUUUUUGGGACUGGUGGCUAGUUUCUUUAUCCUUCUGGGUGCCAUACUUUAUGCUGUUACUGUUUACAGAAUACUCUUCCCUAAAAGCCCAGAAAAUGGAAAUGGCACACAAACAUACAUGGCCGCUCGCUCUAGGGGUCAAACCCUCUACAACGGCACCUACAGACCAAGCAGACUGUACUCUAGACAGUACGGCACCUACAAAGGCUCAGGACGAUCCAGCAGUUACCAGCUCUCCACCAUCUCAAAGACAAGCAUCGAAAAGAUGUCUGAGAGAGAUGCUUUUGUGUAGUGGCGCACUUUUGGGAUUGUUACUUGUUACUUUUUUAAGUCAUACUUGUUGUAAAUGUUCAGAAAGUGAUUGAUACGUUUAUUGUGUAACUGUAUAUAUUUAGAAACUAUGACAUUGUACAUGCUGUAGUUAAAAUUCAAUUUACGAUUGAAUUGUAAAUACAUAUAAAGAACAUUUUGAAUGGG
Molecule: messenger RNA, 1046 nt
Organism: Hypomesus transpacificus
Lineage: Eukaryota; Metazoa; Chordata; Actinopteri; Osmeriformes; Osmeridae
Gene: cldn10l2
Product: claudin-10
Exons: 5
Coding region: 67-861 (264 amino acids)
Biological process (GO): bicellular tight junction assembly; cell adhesion
Cellular component (GO): plasma membrane; bicellular tight junction
Molecular function (GO): structural molecule activity
Source: RefSeq, a predicted model, not a curated record